UAAGCAUAUGCGUUCAGUUGAGUUUACGUAGAUCUCGAGACGAGGUGUUUUAAGGCAAAUUGCUUAUAAUUUCAUUAACACUUUGACUAAAUAUAUUUACAUUAAUCUGUAUAAUUGGAUAUAUUUACACUUCAACCAAAUGCCAAAUAAACGAGACAAUAACGACGAUAGUCAGCUGGUUUUGGUGCAACAAAACUUGCGAUCUUUGCCUGAAGAUAUUAUUAAGAAAUAUGCCGAUUAUGUUGAGCUAUUGGAUUUGAGUUGCAAUUGCUUAAAAGAUAUAUCCUGGCUAGCCGAAUUCGAGCAAUUGCAGCAUUUGGUAUUGGAUAACAAUCGCAUGGAUGAGGCGCAGCUGAGAACUCUAAAACAGCCACUGCCCCAGCUGGAGGUGCUGAUGUUGAACAAAAAUGAGUUCAGUGAUCUGCCCACAACAAUUCAGCUUAUACGACGUCUCUUUCCAAAUCUACAGUAUUUGAGUCUACAUGGCAAUCCCAUUUGCCCCGAUGGCCUGGAAUUGCAGCCAUUUUCCAGCUAUUUGCAAUACGACUAUGCAUACUACAGCAAUUAUAUAGCACACUCUUUAAAUAAGCUGAAAUUUUUGGAUCAUGGUAUCGUACAACGCACUUAUCGCUAUGAAAGCUUUCCCAUCAAGCAAUAUAUUCCAGCUGGCAGACAAACCAUGAAAACAUCGAGUUUUUGAAAGAAACUUCGAUAAGAAUGUCAUUUUGAUUCGAUUUGAGUGAUGCAAAUAUGUAAUUUCACAUGAACUAUGAAGUUGCUUUAUACAAAUUGCUUUAAAACGAUGAAUUGUAGACGACUUUUUAACAAUUCUGAUAUAAGGAUGCCUAUUUUAUGAUAUGUACUUAUAAAAAAGACUUUAAAAUCU
This is a messenger RNA of Drosophila willistoni, 886 nucleotides long. Its product is annotated as leucine-rich melanocyte differentiation-associated protein. The record is from RefSeq and is a predicted model, not a curated record. Gene Ontology annotation, molecular function: protein binding. Gene Ontology annotation, biological process: melanocyte differentiation. Bases 140 to 700 code for a protein of 186 amino acids. The transcript has 4 exons. Lineage: Eukaryota; Metazoa; Arthropoda; Insecta; Diptera; Drosophilidae.